AUGAAGACGAAAUUUCAAGGACAGUACUCAUUGAGCUUCUGGCAUAUCAAUUUUGCUUUCCCGUCCAAUGGAUCAGAACCCAGGAUCUCAUUCUCGGCUCGCGAGCGUCAGUUCUUGAGCUUUCAGCAGAACCUCGACGCCAUCUCAUAUGACCAACAUGUCACGACACCCGACAUCGUCCCCGAGCAACCCAAAAACAUCGUCAUCCCGACCAUAGAACAUAUAGAUACGCCCAUUACCACCACUGCAAGUGCCCCACAGGUCGUACAUGUCCCGAUCGAGCCGAUUCAAGAUACACCUGUUACUUCCGUUGAGAUCAUCUCCACAAUUGUAGCAGCCUCCUUGAAAAAGCCCAUGGAUUCUGUGGAAAUGACAAUGUCUAUCAAAGCACUGGCCGGCGGACGCUCUACACUCCAGAAUGAAAUCAUCGGAGAUCUUGCCACCGAGUUUGACGCGAUCCCUGAUGGCGCUGAGGACAUGCCACUCGACAGACUAUGUGCAGCAGUGCAAAGCAAUUUUGCAGGAACCUUGGGAAAGAAGUCCACAUCAAUGGUGGAGAGGCUGGUCGGCCAGAAAUUGCCCAGUGCUUUCCAAACUGCAACCGUCCGCAAGCACCUGAAGGAGAGAUGGGGUUUCGGGCCAGGACGCCAAGACAGCGUUCUGCUCUGGAGCGUAACAUCUCAGCCUGGAUUCCGACUCAAGGACGAUGGCGAGGCCAAAGUGUUCUUGGACGGUAUCUGUCAUUUGUACGCAAAGAAGAAUGGUCUUAGCCUCCCAGACACCAACUCGCUUUCAGUCACAGUCUCAGUUGCAGAGACAAAGGUCAGCUCUGAGACCAUGAUACUCCUGGAGAACAAGCAAAAGUCCGCAUGGUUGGAGCAGCUGCGCCUCUACUCGAAUCUGCUUGGGCUUGAUAUGCAUGCAUCUGAAGCCACUAUUGAUACACUCCAGCAACGGGUAUCUGACUUGCAAAAAGAGCUGGAUGCCUGGACUGAUGAGCAUGGCGAGCUUUAUGCGUCUGGUAUCCAGCCAAUGUUCGCGCCCCUGAAAGUCCGCACAUACAGCUCAUGGUGGAACUGGGUGAUGCAGGAUCUAUUGUACUAUGUAGCUCUGGCAGCGACUUCGGAAGCAAGCGAUACCGAGCUAGACCACUUGAAAGCUUUAAUCGUGAACCGGUCGAAUACUCGUAUCGUAUCCACGAUCGACUAUCUGGUCUCUACCACAAGCAAGGAGCGCCUUGCUUCUAGACUGUCGACCCUGUUGGCUGAAUGCCAAAGCGCGGUGGGACUGCCUUCCACCGUUCGCCGUCUUGGUCCCUCCGUGGCCCCAUUCACAAGGAUCUUGAAUGAUGGCAAGAUUGUGGUAUCUGAAAAGCCUAGGCUCGGCAACUAUCAGGGUGACAAUUGCCUGCCAAGACUGGGUCGGAGGAGUCUUUCUAGCUGGCAGUAUGAUGAGCAGCUUUCUUCAGUGCUCCAUGAGAUACUUCAAGUUCAAGGCUCCACUGGUUUGUCCUUUGCCGAAAAAACGGUACUCGUCACCGGGGCCGGCGAAGGCUCAAUCGGCUGUCACAUCGUUGCCCAGCUUCUCAAUGCUGGGGGAGUUGUUCUCGUCACUAGCAGCUCCUAUUCGCUAAAGACCACACGCUUUUAUCAAAAGCUUUAUGCUGACAAUUGCGGGAAGGGAUCACGACUGGUUUUGCUUCCCUUCAAUCAAGCUAGCAUCCGCGACGUCGACACUCUUGUGGACUUCAUAUACAGCAAGGACGGACUGGCCAUGGACCUAGACUACGUUGUACCGUUCGCUGCAAUCUCGGAGAAUGGACGGUCAAUUAGCAAUAUCGACGGCAGAUCUGAGCUGGGCCACCGCAUCAUGCUCACCAACACAUUACGUCUUCUUGGAAAUGUGAAGCAGCACAAGAUGACUCGUGGAACGGUGACCAGGCCGGCCCAGGUCAUUCUUCCUCUUUCACCUAACCACGGCUCUUUUGGAAGUGAUGGUCUCUACGCGGAGUCUAAGUUAGGCCUGGAAGCUCUUUUUGAAAAGUUCCACUCUGAAGAUUGGGCAGACUACUUGCUCGUUUGCGGUGCAAUCAUUGGCUGGACUCGCGGUACUUCACUAAUGUCGGACAAUGAUAUGGUCGCAGAAGGCAUCGAGAAGCUUGGUGUGCGGACCUACUCUCAAGCGGAGAUGGCAUUCAAUAUCGUAUGUCUGCUGAGUGAAGAGGUCAAAUUGCUGUGCAUUGACAGUCCGCUGGUCGCCGACCUGAGUGGAGGUAUGGGAGAGCUCGUGGAUCUCCAGCGUGCUACUGCAGACAUUCGGGCUGUAAUUUCCGAGAAGAGUGAGGAGGCUCGUGCUCUAGCGCUCGAGAAUAUCUUGGAAACAUCGGCUACUAAUAUUGGACGCCAUCGCCAAUUGUCGGCAAACAUACGGUUCGCCUUCCCAGAGCUGCCGGAGUGGGAUUCUGAUAUCUCCCCCCUUAACGACCAGCUAAAGGACAUGGUGGAUCUCGACCGAGUCGUGGUCGUUGUUGGCUACUCCGAGGUGGGUCCAUGUGGCAACUCUCGUACAAGAUGGGAAAUGGAAUUGCACGGUCCGCUCCUUUCAACUGAGUGUUGCAUAGAGUUUGCAUGGAUGAUGGGUCUCAUCAAGGGCUACGAUGGUGUAGUAGACGGUCGCCCAUUCUCAGGAUGGGUAGAAAAGGACACAGGCAAGCCAAUCCAAGACCACGAGAUCCCCGUCAAGUUCGGCAAAUUCAUCCAAGAGCACAUUGGCAUCCGCUUCGCCGAAGAAAAACGAGGCGCUUCAGGCUGGAAGGGACGCGAAAUUCUUCAUGAAAUUGAGGUAUCGAAAGACUAUGACCCGAUUGAAGUCACCAAGGACGUCGCAGCGCAGCUCAAGCAAGCACACGGAGAGAGGUGGAAUGCCAGGACGUACGGAAUCCCUCAAGAUGUGAUCGACCAAGUCGACCCAGUCACGCUAUAUGCUCUUGUUGCUACUGCCGAUUCUUUCCAGUCAGCCGGCAUCCUUGAUCCCUUUGAGCUCUACAAAGAUCUCCAUGUAAGUGAAGUAGCUACAUGUGUCGGCUCAGGCUUCGGUGGCGUAACGAGUAUGCGCGAGAUCUUCUAUGAACGCUUCAUCGAUCUGGACCCUGCAAAGGAUGCUCUUGCGGAGUGCUUCAUCAAUUCAACCAGUGCCUGGAUAAACAUGCUACUCUUAUCUGCAGCCGGUCCUAAUCGAACACCCGUCGGCGCAUGUGCUACUGCGCUCGAGUCAAUCGACACAGCCUGUGAUCUUAUUCAGACUGGAAAAGCAAAGUUCUGUGUCGUUGGUGGCUGUGAUGAUUUUCUCAAGGAGACAUCAAUCGAGUUUGCUAACAUGAAAGCUACUGUCGAUCCUGGCCAAGAUGCUAUGAACGGCCGCGAUCCCGCAGAAAUGAGCCGCCCGACUACUUCGACCCGUAAGGGCUUUGUGGAGUCCGAGGGCGCGGGGAUUCAACUGGUCACGACUGCCACUAUCGCGCUGAAAAUGGGCCUUCCUAUCCAUUGUAUUGUCGCCUUGUCAUCCACUACAAUGGAUAAAGCUGGUCGUUCCCUACCUGCCCCUGGACGUGGAAUCCUGGGAGCAGCAAGACAAAGCAAUACCAAGCUAGAUUCCCCAUUGAUCAGCAUGAAAUACCGCAGGAGAGCUCUGGAUGCACGAAUGCAACAGGUCGAGGAUAUGCGUGGGCUUCAGCUGUCUUACUUGGAUGAGGAAGUUGCCCAGCUCAUGGAAGAAUCAACCAUCGAUUUCUCCAUUGAUCACUACUAUCUGCAACGCGUCAAGGACAUCGAAAACGACGCUGUCCGAGACCAGAAAGAGGCUCUCGACUUGUACGGGAACCAGUUUUGGAAACAUGACCAACGUAUCGCACCUAUACGGGGUGGACUUGCUGUCUGGGGCUUAACCAUCGAUGACAUUGGCGUGGUAUCAUUUCACGGCACCUCGACAAAAGCUAACGAGUCAAACGAAGCAGCUGUUAUCAGUGAGCAAUUGAAGCACCUGGGUCGAAAGACUGGAAACGUUGUUCCUGUCAUUUGCCAAAAAGCCCUUACUGGCCACCCUAAGGCAGCUGCGGGAGCCUGGAUGAUAAAUGGAUGCAUCCAAGCCAUGCAUGACAAGAAGAUACCUGGGAAUCGGAAUGCAGACAACAUUGAUUCGGAGUUCCAGAAAUAUGAGUAUCUCGUGUUCCCCAACAAGACUCUGGAGAGGGGUGAAGAUAUCAAGGCCUUCCUACUUAAUUCCUUUGGUUUUGGACAAAAAGGAGCAAUUGCAGUUGGUGUCAAUCCAAAGUACCUGUUUGCUGCUCUGAACCAGGGUGACUAUGAGAUAUACACGGAAAGACGAAGGACUCGAGAGAAGAAAGCUAUUCGGCGAUUUCAUGAGGCUAUGCAAUGCAACACCGUCUUUCGGGCAAAGAAAAGCGCCCCUUAUGCUAAGGAAGAUGAGACUGCAGUUCUGCUGGAUCCGGGAUCUAGAUUUGGGGUAUAA
Messenger RNA from Parastagonospora nodorum SN15, 4527 nucleotides. RefSeq lists its product as hypothetical. Gene Ontology annotation, molecular function: holo-[acyl-carrier-protein] synthase activity; 3-oxoacyl-[acyl-carrier-protein] reductase (NADPH) activity; 3-oxoacyl-[acyl-carrier-protein] synthase activity. The transcript has 3 exons. The record is from RefSeq and is a predicted model, not a curated record. Lineage: Eukaryota; Fungi; Ascomycota; Dothideomycetes; Pleosporales; Phaeosphaeriaceae. Gene Ontology annotation, biological process: long-chain fatty acid biosynthetic process. Gene Ontology annotation, cellular component: fatty acid synthase complex. Bases 1 to 4527 code for a protein of 1508 amino acids.